AUGGCAAUCGUCACUGAUCCAAGGUGGCAAAACAAGGAUUUGCCUGAGCAAAGCUUUGAUUACAAUUUCAAGCUGCUCAUUAUCGGCAACAGCAGUGUCGGGAAAACGUCGUUUCUUUUCCGGUACGCGGACGACUCCUUCACUUCGGCGUUCGUGUCCACGGUCGGCAUCGACUUCAAAGUCAAAAUGGUGUACCGGAAUGACAAAAGAGUCAAGCUGCAAAUCUGGGUGAGUGGGUUGUUCAUUGCCGACAUCUUCUCGGGGAUGUUCGUGGCGCCGAACUGCAGCCCGACGUUGGUUCCGCUAGACACAGCAGGUCAGGAGCGAUACAGGACCAUAACGACGGCUUAUUACCGUGGAGCCAUGGGCUUCCUCUUAAUGUAUGACAUUACAAACGAAGAGUCUUUCAGCAGCGUUAUGGACUGGGUAACCCAGAUCAAGUGCUACUCGUGGGAUUACGCGCAGGUUAUCCUAGUCGGAAACAAAUGUGACAUGGAGAACGAGAGGAUCGUAUCGAGUGAGAAGGGAAGGCAGCUUGCCGAACAACUUGGAGUCGAAUUUUUCGAAACGUCUGCCAAGGAAAAUAUAAAUGUGAAGGCAGUUUUUGAACGCUUGGUGGACGUGAUUUGCAUCAAGAUGUCGGAAAGCUUAGAUAGUGAUGGCGGAAUGAUCGGGAAGUUCAGGGGGGCCGUUUUGACGGAAGACACCGAUGCGAAAUCGUCUGAUUCCAAAUGCUGCUAGGCGAACCUGCGAUGAACAGGGAACAUUGAAGGCGAUCACAAAACGCGUGUUCUCCAGUACGGUAUUGAAUUUUUUGUUGGUGCUGGGCAAUGCUGAGUGCAGUCCCAAAAACCGUCAUCAAGAAUGUUCAGUCAGUGGCAUCCCGAGGAACCAAAUUUGAUCGUAACAGCAUUACAAUUUAUAAAACGCUAUUCCAGCAGUGUUUCAGAUUUUGGCCAUUUUUGAUUUUUUUUAAAGCGGAUCACGUUUUUCGUGCCGAAUGACAAAAAUGAAUUAUUCGCGAAUUUUAAAAAACUUUUAGAGGGCGAAAUCCGGUGACGACACGGGCCUGUAUAUGAUGAGAAAUAAUUGCACGAAGGUUUUUGGUUCGGAAAAGAGAAAAAGCUUAGGUUACAAGCCAUUAUAAGUUCCGAUGAAAUCGGAUACAUUUUAUCGAAAUGUGUUCAUCGAUUUUCGAAGCUCUCGAAGGUCAUACACUCCGUCUAGCAGGAUGUGAACAGUAAACUCUGCGGUAGAACAUGACCAUUUCCCAAAGUUGAGAGAGAAAAUAUAUACUGAAUUUCGAAACAUUCGAAUGAAAGGAAUUUGCGAAAGAAUGGCACAAACGGAAGGACGACUAUGCAUUAUUAAAU
Molecule: messenger RNA, 1373 nt
Organism: Notodromas monacha
Lineage: Eukaryota; Metazoa; Arthropoda; Ostracoda; Podocopida; Cyprididae
Source: the annotation of a GenBank genome assembly